Messenger RNA from Anthostomella pinea, 1494 nucleotides. NCBI's taxonomy places the organism in Eukaryota, Fungi, Ascomycota, Sordariomycetes, Xylariales, Xylariaceae. The record is from the annotation of a GenBank genome assembly.
AUGUGGUAUUCAUCACCGUCCCUCGCCGGCCUGAGCCUCCUGCUGCUCCCCGGCACCGCAUGCGCAGGCUCGACAUCCAACGGGUCAAGCUCAAGCUUCCACGUCCGCACGACAAGCGGCGAGGCCCACGGCACCAUCAACGCGACAUCGCCGCACGUACGUCAGUUCCUCGGGAUCCGGUACGCGGAGGCGCCCGUUUCGUCUCUGCGCUUCCAGCCGCCUGAACGAUACGCGACCUCCCAGAAUGCCAGCUUCAACGCAUCUGCCCUGGCGCCGUCGUGCAUGCAGUACAGAUUGACGGCCGAGGAGGACGCCAUGAACGUCUACAUCCAGUACAUCCCCGAGUUCGAGGCCGGCAGCGCGGACGAGAGCGAGGACUGCCUGUUUCUGAACGUGUAUGCGCCACUCGAGCCGAAGGGGGAGAAGCUGCCCGUGCUCAUCUGGGUUCCCGGCGGUGGCUUCUUGAGCAAUGGCGCCAAUGUGCCGUAUACGAUCCCGGACCAGUGGAUCGGGAGGACGCAGGAGCUGGUUGUUGUUACAAUGAACUACCGCUUGGGCAUCUUCGGGUUUCCCACCGCAGCUGGCCAACCGCUGAACCUCGGUCUGCUCGACCAACGAGUGGCAGUCGAGUGGGCACGCGACAACGUGGCAGCCUUCGGAGGCGACCCGGACCGGAUGAUACUCUGGGGCCAGUCCGCUGGAGCCUGGAGCGUCAACUACUACGGCUACGCCUACUCCGAGGACCCGAUCGUGGCAGGUCUCAUCGCCGACUCGGGCGGUUCCGACGUGUUCUCUGACGGCGACCCCAGCAACUUCACGUCGAUCGCCUCUGCCGCCGGAUGCGGUGACCUAGAUGCCGAGGCGGAGCUGGCGUGCAUGCAGCAGGUCGACGCAUCUACCAUCGAAGCCCUCGCCUCCAACACCACUGGCGUGGUGUUCGCGCCCGCAGCAGACGGCGUGACUGUGUAUGCGAAUAACACCGAGAGGGCUGAGAAGGGGCUUGUCGCCCCGGUGCCGGCGAUCAUUGGCACGAACGCUCAGGAGGGCACCGGCUUCGGCGGAUGGACUGUCGAGGGCGGCGUGGAUGAGGAAUUCUUCAUUGAGGCUCAGAAGUAUGUUGUCUGUCCUACAGUCUCAGAGAUCCAAAACCGAAUCGCGAAUGGCCUCGCCACGUAUCGAUACAUGUACAGCGGCAACUUUUCGAACAUCUCCCCGCUGCCUUGGAUUGGUGCCGUGCAUAGCGGGGAGCUGCCACUGCUGUUCGGAACCCACUCACAAUACCGCGGCAACUCGACAGAGUUCGAAUGGGAUGUCAGUUCUGUAAUGCAAGGUCUCUGGCUUGCAUUUGCCGAGGAUCCGUCGACAGAUCCGACCUGCGAAUCUUUCAGCUGGCCGCAGUAUACCCUUGCUACAGGAAGCAUGGCCAGCUUUGCCCCCAACGGGACGGUCGUCGCGAUCGGAGAUGGAGCAACUGUUGAUGGCAUCUGUCAGUGA